AUGCAAUUGUGCUGUGGCGAUAAAUUGCCCAAUGGAGUCGACAAUGUUAACCUGUACACAUACUCAAUCAGCCAAUCUACUACACACACACACACACACCAACGGCGUCCAGAGUCGCGUUUUCAGAUCGAGUCCGGCAAUCUCCACUCGACCUGUCCUUUAUCUCUUCAAUUCCAAGCGACCAUUUGUUUCAUUGGCCCCUCGAGAGCAGGCACUUGCGGCCCUCGGGACUCCACAUUCACCGACCGGGUCCGCAAAUGCCUUGAGCUGGGCGACAACAAUUACGUUAAUACAAUCUCCUCUUCCCGUGGCUGGGCGACCAAUUACUGUACUAGCCCCCAGUACGCCGGACGCAGUUAUUGCCUGCGUUUGGGGCAGAAAGAGUCAAUUGGGCAAAGAGUUGGAGUGCUCCCGACACUUAAGAAGAAGCGCCGAAUCCGAUUUUCACCAGUCGACUCCUCACUCUCCGCGAGUUGA
Messenger RNA from Protopolystoma xenopodis, 477 nucleotides. The record is from the annotation of a GenBank genome assembly. NCBI's taxonomy places the organism in Eukaryota, Metazoa, Platyhelminthes, Monogenea, Polystomatidea, Polystomatidae.